Molecule: messenger RNA, 1629 nt
Organism: Closterium sp. NIES-67
Lineage: Eukaryota; Viridiplantae; Streptophyta; Zygnematophyceae; Desmidiales; Closteriaceae
Source: the annotation of a GenBank genome assembly
GGCAAUGUUUGAGGAACGGAGGGGGGACCACAAAGGGGGGGAACAGAGGGGGGACGACAAAGGGGGAGGGAUGGAGGGGGGACGGCAAAGGGGGAGGAACGGAGGGGAGAUGGCAAAGGGGGAGGAAGGGAGGGGGGACAGCAAAGGGGGGGGAACGGAGGGGGACGACAAAGGGGGAGGGAAGGAGGGGGGACGACAAAGGGGGGGGAACGGAAGGGGGAUGGCAAAGGGGGAGGAACGGAGGGGGGACGACAAAGGGGAGGGAAGGAGGGGGGACGACAGGGGAGGAACGGAGGGGGAACGACAAAGGGGGAGGGACGGAUGGGGGACGGCAAAGGGGGAGGAACGGAGGGGAGAUGGCGAAGGGGGAGGAAGGGAGGGGGGACAGCAAAGGGGGAGGAACGGAGGGGGGACGACAAAGGAGGAGGGAAGAAGGGGGGACGACAAAGGGGGGGAACGGAGGGGGGAUGGCAAAGGGGGAGGAAUGGAGGGGGGACGACAGGGGAGGAACGGAGGGGGGACGAGAAAGGGGGAGGGACGGAUGGGGGACGGCAAAGGGGGAGGAAGGGAGGGGGGACAGCAAAGGGGGGGGAACGGAGGGGAGAUGGCGAAGGGGGAGGAAGGGAGGGGGAACCGCAAAGGGGGGGGAACGGAGGGGGGACGACAAAGGGGGAGGGAAGGAGGGGGGACGACAAAGGGGGGGGAACGGAGGGGGACGACAAAGGGGGAGGGAAGGAGGGGGGACGACAGGGGAGGAACAGAGGGGGGACGACAAAGAGGGAGGGAAGGAGGGGGACGACAAAGGGGGGGAACGGAGGGGGGACAGCAAAGGGGGAGGAACGGAGGGGGGACGACAAAAGGGGGGAACGGAGGGCGGACGACAAAGGGGGAGGGACGGAGAGGGGACGGCAAAGGGGGGGGAACGGAGGGGAGAUGGCGAAGGGGGAGGAAGGGAGGGGGAACAGCAAAGGGGGGGGAAUGGAGGGUGGACGAAAAAGGGGGAGGGACGGAGGGGGGACGACAAAGGGGGGGGGACGGAGGGGAGAUGGCGAAGGGGGAGGAAGGGAGGGGGGCCGCAAAGGGGUGGGACGGAGGGGGGACGACAAAAGGGGGGGGGACGGAGGGGGAUGGCAAAGGGGGAGGAACGGAGGGGGACGACAAAGGGGAGGGAAGGAGGGGGGACGACAGGGGAGGAACGGAGGGGGGACGACAAAGGGGGAGGGACGGAUGGGGGACGGCAAAGGGGGAGGAAGGGAGGGGGGCGGCAAAAGAAGGGGGGACGGAGGGGGGACGACAAAGGGGGAGAGACGGAGGGGGGACGGCGAAGGGGGAGGAAGGGAAGGGGGGCGGCAAAAGGGGGGAGGACGGAGGGGGGCGACAAAGUGGGAGGGACGGAGGGGGGAGGAACGGACGGGGGACGGCAAAGGGGGAGGGACGGAUGGGGGUCCACAAAGGGGGGGGACGGAGGGGACGACAAAGGGGAGGAAAAGAGGGGGAUGGCGAAGGGGAGGAAGGGAGGGGGGCGGCAAAAGGGGGGGGCGGAGGGGGGACCACAAAGGGGGAGGGACGGAGGGGGGAGGAAUGGACGGGGGACGGCAAAGGGGGAUGAACGGAGGGAGGACGACAAAG